Stegodyphus dumicola is the source of this 1215-nucleotide messenger RNA. RefSeq lists its product as uncharacterized. NCBI's taxonomy places the organism in Eukaryota, Metazoa, Arthropoda, Arachnida, Araneae, Eresidae. The record is from RefSeq and is a predicted model, not a curated record.
AUGGGUUUUCUCUGCCCUAUAACGCUAACACCUAAACUACUCAUACAAAAGAUAUGGUUGUUAAAAAUUGGUUGGGAUACAAAUAUACCCGAAGAUUUAGGAAAAGAAUUCUAUUCGUGGAUUGAUGAUUUGUCACUUUUAUCCAGUGUUAGAAUUCAAAGUGCUUUAGAUAUAAACGAAAAUGAAAGUCUUAGUCUUCAUACGUUCUGUGACGCAAGUAAACAAGCCUAUGGAUGUAUGAUUUAUUUAAGAAAAGAAACAAUUGAAAAUGUAUCGGUGUAUUUUCUUCUCGCUAAAAGCAGAGUGAGUCCAUUAAGAAAAAUGACCAUAAAUCGUCUAGAAUUAUUAUCCUGCUGUACAGGAGUCAGACUCGCAGCUCUUGCUUUACAAACACUCAAAUUAGACAACGUUCCAAGGAACUAUUGGACAGAUUUGAGUACUGCUCUUUCUUGGGUCCAAAGAGAUGACCAUUGGGCGCCAUUUGUCGCAAAUAGAGUAAAAGAGAUACGAAAAUUGUCAUCGGAAUUUGAAUGGCGUCACAUUCCAGGAAAUUCGAAUCCAGCAGAUAUACCAUCACGAGGGUGUUCGAUUAAGAGUUUUGUGAAAUCUCGCUGGUGGCAAGGUCCAGAAUGGCUUAUGAAGAACGAGGAAGAGUGGCCAACUAGUGAACUGAUUACUAACGAAGAAGAAAUUAUGAAAGAAAAGCGAAAGAACAUUAUUUCGACUUUGGCUAAUAUCAACGCUGAAAAAUGGUAUCUGAUUUACUUUUCAAGUUACUUUAAAAUUGUGAGAAUGAUUUCUUGGAUUCUAAGAUUCAUAAAUAAUUGUAGACAUGGAGGAAGAAAUUAUGGCAAAACCCUGAGUGUUGAAGAAUUGGACAUUUCUGAGAAGAAAUUAUUGAAGAUUGUUCAACAAGAAGCAUUCUCUAGUGAAGAACAGUUGAAGGGACAUUUUACUUUCAGAGAUGAAGAAGGGAUUAUAAGAUUGAAAACGAAGAUUUUGAAAAGACAUGAUGAUGAAAACUUCCGGUGCCCUAUUGUACUUCCAUCCAAACAUGAAUUAGUAGAAAGAAUGAUACAAGACUACCAUUUACAACUUUUACAUGCUGGUAACUUGUUCCAAGUUCUUUUGACUAAUAUUCGUCAAAAAGUUUGGAUAAUAAAAGGAAAAAAAACAGUACAAGGAGUCAUAUCGAAGUGUGUUCGGUGCAAGUGA